GUUCAACUGCCUAUAUAUCUUUCCCGAUUCCUAAAACCUGAUCACAUUUUCCCAAUACUGGGUUGAUAACCUAACCAUGCAGCGGAGAUCAAGGGGAAUUAACACUGGACUGAUUCUGCUACUCUCUCAAAUCUUCCAUGUUGGGAUCAGCAAUAUUCCACCCGUCACCCUAGCAACUUUGGUUCUCAACAUCUGGUUCUUUUUGAAUCCUCUGAAACCGCUGUUUGAGUCCUGCCUUAGCGUGGAGAAGUGUUACCAGCAAAAAGACUGGCAGCGCUUACUGCUUUCUCCCUUUCACCAUGCAGAUGACUGGCAUUUGUAUUUCAACAUGGCAUCCAUGCUGUGGAAAGGAAUAAAUCUAGAAAGAAGACUUGGAAGUAGAUGGUUUGCCUACGUCAUCGUCACAUUCUCCCUACUCACUGGAGUGGUGUACCUGUUCUUAGAAUUUGCUCUUGCAGAAUUCAUGGAUGAACCUGGCUUCAGAAGGAACUGUGCUGUAGGUUUCUCAGGAGUUUUGUUUGCUUUGAAAGUUCUUAACAACCAUUAUUGCCCUGGAGGCUUUGCCAACAUUUUGGGCUUUCCUGUACCCAACAGAUUUGCUUGUUGGGCAGAACUUGCGGCUAUUCAUUUCAUCUCACCAGGGACUUCCUUCGCUGGGCAUCUGGCCGGGAUUCUUGUUGGACUAAUGUACACUCACGGGCCUCUGAAGAAAAUCAUGAGAAAAUGUGCAGGCAUUUUUUCCUCCAAUAUGCAUUAUUACGGACAUCAGGACCACUUUAAUAGUUCAGGAACCAGCCAGCCGAGCCCCCCGCCCUACGGGUUCCAUCUCUCAGCAGAAGAAGAAAUGAGAAGGCAGCGGCUGCGCAGAUUUGACCACCAGUGAGGGGUCCAGUUGCGGGAUUACUGCCCACGUGGUUCGUCCCCCGAGCCCUGACUCUGCGCCGAAGCCGAGUGCAGCCUGCUCUGCCGUAGGCUUCGGCCCGCCGUCCCAUGGCCCCCGUGGGUCUCCGCGCACGGCCACUUUGACUUGCCUUGAAACCAGCCUUCUGGGUGCAGCUCACAGCUGUCGGGGCCCUUCUCCUGCCCGCCCCCC
This is a messenger RNA of Leptonychotes weddellii (Weddell seal), 1093 nucleotides long. The record is from RefSeq and is a predicted model, not a curated record. Lineage: Eukaryota; Metazoa; Chordata; Mammalia; Carnivora; Phocidae.